AUGAAACGAUCGGGUGGCAGUGAGAGCGAGAAGAGAAGAAAGAGGCGCAGGCUGCUGCAGGAGCUAGGAGACCAGCGUAUCCCCUACCUCGGGCCCUCAGACCAUGGCUUCCAACAGCUGUGGGAGACUAGCUACUCUGGCCUGGCUCUGCGGCGGUCCUGCUCCCUGCCUGAGGAGCUCCAUGGUCGGGUGGAGGCUGCUCUGCUCACCCUGCGGCGGAGGGGCUGUUUCCUGAGGGACCUGGUGAAGGUGAGGGACCGAGACGUCUUCACCGCCGUGUCCCGGGUGCUGCUGGGUCAGCCAGGAACCACCUACCGCUACCUGGACACGCGGCUCUUCACCAUCCCCUGGCACACAGACGAGCAGAGAGGGACCUGCUGCGACCCAGACCUCAGCGCCGCCUGCAAAGCACUCUGGGAGCUCAACCGCUUCUUCUGCUCUGAUGUCGGAGACAGGAAGGAGGGGGAUGUUUUCAAGCAGUGCAGGAAAGAGUUGGUUGGUGCUAUAGAGUCUAAACCCAGUGUAGAAGGAGACACGGAGUCUAAAGAUAGCGAGGAGUCCAAACCCAGUGACGAUGGAGGAGACUCGGAGUCCAAGCAGAGUGAGGAGGGAGAGACUGAGUCAAAGCACAGCGACGAUUGGGACAUAGAGUCAAAACACAGUGAAGAGGAAGGCCCAUCGUCCAAACAGGAUGCAGCGUGGGAGUCAAGACACAGCGACGAGAUGGGAGACAUGAAGACUAAACAAACUGAACUGGGUAGUCCAGCGGGGUCAAAACAACACAGUGAGGGAAAACACACAGGCUGGAAGCACAGGCCAGCUGGCAGCACAGAGACAGAGACCACAGGCCUAGGCCCUCAGGAGAAGCCUGUGGCUGAGCUAAAACACAGUCUCUCUGGGUACCACAUUGAAGAUGAGGAGGAUGAAGACCAGCAGAGUGGCCAGGGAUGCUCUAACCUCAACCCUGCUAAGACAUCCUGUCCUGGCCCGACCCAGUUCAACGUCACCCUGCUCAACUACAUGGACCCAGCAGCUAUGAGCCAGCUGAAAGAAGAGCCGUAUUAUGGGAUGGGUAAGAUGGCUGUGGGCUGGCACCAUGAUGAGAACCUGGUCAGCCUAUCACCUGUGGCCGUCUACAGCUACAGCUGUCAUGACGACGACAAAGGUGUGAGCUCGGAGGAGGGUCCUACAGAGAAGGGCUGCUGGAGGAUUGGUUUAAAGUUGGCCUGGGACGUCCACACCCCUGGAUUGACCCUCCCACUGCAGUCCGGUGACUCCUACUACCUGAGAGCGGUGCUGGUGGUGUCUCUAUGGAGUGGAGAGGACAGGCAGCGGGCCAGGAGGGUGUAA
Salvelinus namaycush (lake trout) is the source of this 1350-nucleotide messenger RNA. RefSeq names its product alpha-ketoglutarate-dependent dioxygenase FTO-like. Gene Ontology annotation, molecular function: broad specificity oxidative DNA demethylase activity; ferrous iron binding; mRNA N6-methyladenosine dioxygenase activity. Gene Ontology annotation, biological process: regulation of multicellular organism growth; DNA alkylation repair; RNA repair. The coding region runs from base 1 to 1350 and encodes 449 amino acids. Lineage: Eukaryota; Metazoa; Chordata; Actinopteri; Salmoniformes; Salmonidae. The record is from RefSeq and is a predicted model, not a curated record. The transcript is spliced from 5 exons.